CUGCGGCACGGACGGCGCAGCCUCCUCCUCCUCCUCCUCCUCCGCCGGCGGCCCCGCAGUCCGGCCCGGGAGCGCGCCCACCCAUGGCCCUCGGGCCGCCGUCCCUGCGCCCAAGCCCAGCGCGCAGCCUCCGCCGCUCGCCCGGGGCCGCCUAGCCCCCGAGCGGGGCGCGAUGCCGAACGCCUCCCGCCUGGACAGAGCGCUCAGGAUGUCCCUGCCCCGAAGGUCGCGGAUCGGCUCGUCCGUUGGACCUGUUCGUCCUUCUUCGGGCUACAGGAAGGCGGAGGAUGAGAUGUCCCGGGCCACGUCUGUUGGAGACCAGCUGGAUGCACCAGCCCGCACCAUUUACCUCAACCAGCCGCAUCUCAACAAAUUCCGUGACAACCAGAUCAGUACGGCCAAGUACAGCGUGUUGACGUUUCUACCUCGAUUCUUGUAUGAGCAGAUUAGAAGAGCUGCUAACGCCUUCUUCCUCUUCAUUGCCUUAUUACAGCAAAUUCCAGAUGUAUCUCCAACAGGAAGAUAUACCACCCUGGUGCCAUUGAUCAUUAUUUUAACAAUCGCAGGCAUCAAAGAGAUUGUAGAAGAUUUUAAGCGGCAUAAGGCAGACAAUGCAGUUAACAAAAAGAAAACGAUAGUGUUAAGGAAUGGUAUGUGGCAUACCGUUAUGUGGAAAGAGGUGGCGGUGGGAGACAUUGUGAAGGUCGUCAAUGGGCAGUAUCUUCCAGCAGACAUGGUCCUGCUAUCCUCCAGUGAACCUCAGGCGAUGUGUUACGUUGAAACAGCUAAUCUGGAUGGGGAGACAAACCUUAAAAUUCGUCAGGGUUUGAGUCACACUGCUGACAUGCAAACAAGGGAAGUAUUGAUGAAGUUAUCUGGAACCAUAGAAUGUGAGGGACCCAAUCGCCACCUCUAUGACUUCACUGGAAACUUGCACGUAGAUGGGAAAAGCCCUGUUCCCCUUGGGCCCGACCAGAUCUUAUUAAGAGGUACACAGCUUAGAAACACUCAGUGGGUCUUUGGCAUAGUUGUUUAUACUGGACACGACACCAAACUCAUGCAGAAUUCCACAAAAGCACCUCUCAAAAGAUCGAAUGUUGAGAAAGUGACCAAUGUGCAGAUCCUGGUGUUGUUUGGCAUCCUCUUGGUCAUGGCCUUGGUGAGCUCGGUGGGGGCCCUGUACUGGAAUGGGUCUCAAGGUGGAAAGAACUGGUACAUCAAGAAGAUGGACACGACCUCGGAUAAUUUCGGCUAUAACCUGCUGACGUUCAUCAUCUUGUACAACAAUCUGAUUCCCAUCAGUCUGUUGGUGACUCUUGAGGUUGUGAAGUACACUCAAGCCCUUUUUAUAAACUGGGACACAGAUAUGUAUUAUCUAGGAAAUGACACCCCUGCGAUGGCCAGGACCUCAAACCUUAAUGAAGAGCUGGGGCAGGUGAAAUACCUAUUUUCUGAUAAAACUGGAACUCUUACAUGCAAUAUCAUGAACUUCAAGAAGUGCAGCAUUGCUGGGGUAACCUAUGGUCAUUUUCCAGAAUUGACAAGAGAACCAUCCUCAGAUGAUUUUUGCCGGAUACCUCCUCCCCCUAGUGACUCAUGUGACUUUGAUGAUCCUAGGCUCUUGAAGAACAUUGAAGAUCAUCAUCCCACAGCUCCGUGCAUACAGGAGUUCCUCACCCUUCUGGCCGUGUGCCACACCGUCGUCCCUGAGAAGGAUGGAGAUAACAUCAUCUACCAGGCUUCUUCCCCAGAUGAAGCCGCUUUGGUGAAGGGAGCUAGGAAGCUGGGUUUUGUCUUCACCGCCAGAACGCCGUACUCGGUCAUCAUAGAAGCCAUGGGACAGGAACAGACAUUUGGAAUCCUUAACGUCCUGGAAUUUUCUAGUGACAGAAAGAGAAUGUCUGUAAUUGUUCGAACUCCUUCAGGCCAGCUUCGACUCUACUGUAAGGGGGCUGAUAAUGUAAUUUUUGAGAGGCUUUCAAAAGACUCAAAAUACAUGGAAGAAACCCUGUGCCAUCUGGAAUAUUUUGCCACGGAAGGCUUGAGGACUCUCUGUGUGGCUUAUGCUGACCUCUCUGAGCAGGCGUAUGAGGAGUGGCUUAAAGUCUAUCGAGAAGCCAGCACCAUCUUGAAAGACCGAGCUCAGCGGUUGGAAGAGUGCUAUGAGAUCAUAGAGAAGAAUUUACUGUUACUUGGAGCCACAGCCAUCGAAGAUCGCCUUCAGGCAGGUGUUCCAGAAACCAUAGCGACUCUAUUGAAGGCAGAAAUUAAAAUAUGGGUGUUGACAGGAGACAAACAAGAAACUGCGAUUAAUAUAGGAUAUUCCUGCCGGUUGGUGUCACAGAAUAUGGCCCUUAUCCUAUUGAAGGAGGAUUCCCUGGAUGCAACAAGGGCAGCCAUUACGCAGCAUUGCACCGACCUGGGGAAUCUGUUGGGCAAGGAGAACGAUGUGGCCCUCAUCAUCGAUGGCCACACCCUGAAGUACGCACUGUCCUUUGAAGUCAGGAGAAGCUUCCUGGAUUUGGCGCUUUCGUGUAAGGCGGUCAUAUGCUGCAGAGUGUCUCCUCUGCAGAAGUCUGAGAUAGUGGAUGUGGUUAAGAAGCGGGUAAAGGCCAUUACCCUUGCCAUCGGGGACGGUGCCAACGACGUUGGGAUGAUCCAGACCGCUCACGUGGGUGUAGGGAUCAGCGGGAACGAAGGCAUGCAGGCGACCAACAACUCGGAUUAUGCCAUCGCGCAGUUUUCCUACUUGGAGAAGCUCCUGUUGGUUCACGGCGCCUGGAGCUACAACCGCGUGACCAAGUGCAUACUGUACUGCUUCUACAAGAACGUGGUCCUCUACAUUAUCGAGCUUUGGUUCGCCUUUGUUAAUGGAUUUUCUGGGCAGAUUUUAUUUGAACGCUGGUGCAUCGGCUUGUACAAUGUGAUUUUCACAGCGUUGCCACCCUUCACCCUGGGAAUCUUCGAGAGGUCUUGCACCCAGGAGAGCAUGCUCAGGUUCCCACAGCUCUACAAGAUCACCCAGAACGCGGAAGGCUUCAACACAAAGGUUUUCUGGGGUCACUGCAUCAACGCCUUGGUCCACUCCCUCAUCCUCUUCUGGUUUCCCAUGAAGGCGCUGGAGCAUGAUACUCCGUUGGCCAGUGGCCAGGCCACAGACUAUUUAUUUGUUGGAAAUAUUGUUUACACGUAUGUUGUUGUCACUGUGUGUCUGAAAGCUGGUUUGGAGACCACAGCUUGGACUAAAUUCAGUCAUCUGGCUGUCUGGGGAAGCAUGCUGAUCUGGCUGGUGUUUUUUGGCGUCUACUCAACCAUCUGGCCCACCAUUCCCAUUGCUCCAGAUAUGAAAGGACAGGCAACCAUGGUCCUGAGCUCUGCACACUUCUGGUUGGGAUUAUUUCUGGUUCCCACGGCGUGUUUGAUCGAAGAUGUGGCGUGGAGAGCGGCCAAGCAUACCUGCAAGAAAACGUUGCUGGAGGAGGUGCAGGAGCUGGAAACGAAGGCCCGAGUGAUGGGGAAAGCGAUGCUUCGGGACAGUAAUGGGAAGAGGAUGAAUGAACGUGACCGCCUACUGAGGAGGCUCAGCAGGAAGACGCCCCCCACACUCUUCCGAGGAGGCUCCCUCCAGCAGUGUGUCCCCCAUGGGUACGCCUUCUCUCAAGAGGAGCAUGGAGCUGUCACUCAGGAAGAAAUCGUCCGUGCUUACGACACCACCAAGAAGAAAUGCAGGAAGAAAUAAGACGUGCGGGCGAUGUAUAUGUUCUGCCUCGAGAGCUGAUGGUCAAGGAAACCCUGUUCUAUGGCAGGAGCACAGAAGAAUCUGAAUUGUAGAUUAAUGUGAGCUCUGUGAGUCCAGGUCCCUUUUAUGAGAAGAGGGUCCAAGAGGCCACACGGAGUUUGGACUGAUCACACAAUGGAGAGAAUUGUACAUAGAGGGACUUCUCCCAUGCAUUCCUGUACUUUCCUUGGUUUAUCUCAGUUUCCCUGCAAACUGAGGUGUGAAACGUUCAAAGUCUGUUGUCAAGCAUGAAAUUACAACCCCGUCGUUGAACACGCCGUCCCAAAGCAUGCCGCCUCGGCACGUUGACUAUUUGAGCUGAAGGCCAUCGAGAAACAGCAGGUGCAGGAAGGGCUCUGUGAUCUCCCCCUUCUACCCAAAGGCAGGUCACAGCAUCGCCAAUGAGAAAGGUAGCCUCCCUGCACUGGGAAGAGAAGAAUGUUCUUAUCACUGGGGACUGGGGGUCGACACCGGAAUGGAUCUGUACAAACAAACCUCCUAGAAUAAGCCCGACCUUCCACUGGCUUCCCCCAUAUGUUGGUUUCCCUGUCUACUGCCCCUACACUGCAAGCCUCUUUGUCCAGUCACAUCCCCACAAUUUAUCUUUCUUUGUGUAAAAGGUAUAUAAGCGUCUGGGCCUAAUGGCUUCUUGGGGUCUUCAGUUUUCUUCUGAAGAUUCCCAUAUACACGUAAAAAUAUUAAAUAAAUGUGUAUGCUUUUCUCCU
Messenger RNA from Acinonyx jubatus (cheetah), 4503 nucleotides. RefSeq names its product phospholipid-transporting ATPase IB. The record is from RefSeq and is a predicted model, not a curated record. Gene Ontology annotation, molecular function: magnesium ion binding; ATP binding; ATP hydrolysis activity. Bases 173 to 3739 code for a protein of 1188 amino acids. Gene Ontology annotation, cellular component: plasma membrane. The transcript has 38 exons. NCBI's taxonomy places the organism in Eukaryota, Metazoa, Chordata, Mammalia, Carnivora, Felidae. Gene Ontology annotation, biological process: phospholipid translocation; neuron development.